Molecule: messenger RNA, 1958 nt
Organism: Mauremys reevesii (Reeves's turtle)
Lineage: Eukaryota; Metazoa; Chordata; Testudines; Geoemydidae
Gene: CHRM5
Product: cholinergic receptor muscarinic 5
Exons: 2
Coding region: 210-1790 (526 amino acids)
Biological process (GO): gastric acid secretion; G protein-coupled receptor signaling pathway, coupled to cyclic nucleotide second messenger; chemical synaptic transmission
Cellular component (GO): plasma membrane; synapse; dendrite
Molecular function (GO): G protein-coupled serotonin receptor activity; G protein-coupled acetylcholine receptor activity
Source: RefSeq, a predicted model, not a curated record
CUUUUCCCUCUCCACCACCACACUUUGCAGCAUUAUGUGCCCUUAGGGAUGCACAAAAGGAGCAGCCCCAGUGCUUGUUGAGCACAGACACUACAAUUAUGAAUGGCCAUUGUAUAGACUGUGCAAGGUGUCUUCAAAAAAUAUUAUCAAGUACAGAAAACAUUCUGCAAUGACCUUAAUAUCCUGGUGAUAAUACACUACGAACAAGAAUGGAAGUAAAUUCAACUAUUGUAAACAGUAGUUCUGUUAACCAUAAACAGUUAGAAGGGCAUAGCCUUUUGGAAGUAAUCGCAAUUGCCAGUGUCACAGCGAUUGUAAGCCUAAUAACCAUAGUGGGAAACAUUCUUGUAAUGAUAUCUUUCAAAGUCAACAGUCAACUCAAAACUGUUAACAAUUAUUACUUGCUCAGCCUUGCUUGUGCAGACCUCAUCAUUGGAAUAUUUUCUAUGAAUCUUUACACAUCUUAUAUACUAAUAGGUCAUUGGUCUCUUGGAAGUCUGGCAUGUGAUCUGUGGCUAGCAUUGGACUAUGUAGCUAGCAAUGCCUCAGUAAUGAACUUGCUAGUUAUCAGUUUUGAUCGAUACUUUUCCAUCACAAGACCUCUAACCUACAGGGCUAAGCGCACACCCAAAAGGGCUGGCAUUAUGAUUGGUCUAGCUUGGUUAAUUUCCUUUAUUUUGUGGGCACCACCAAUCUUAUGCUGGCAGUAUUUUGUGGGGGAACGAACUGUCCCAUCUGAAGAAUGCCAGAUACAAUUUUUGUAUGAACCCAUUAUCACCUUCGGUACUGCAAUUGCUGCUUUCUACAUCCCAGUGUCAGUGAUGACUAUUUUAUAUUGCCGUAUUUAUAAAGAGACUGAGAAACGUACCAAGGACCUUGCUGAACUUCAAGGCUCUGAGUCUGUGACAGAGCUUGAGAUGAUAAAACCCCAGAAAGCUCUUCUGAAGUCCUGUUUUAGUUGCAAGCAACAAAAUUUAGCCAAAAGGGAGAGAUGUCAGGCUUCAUGGUCUUCAUCCAGUCGAAGCACGUCAGCCACUGCAAAAGUACCCCAAACACCAAAUACUUGUAAUGAUUGGUCUAAGGCAGACCAGCUAACCACCUGCAGCAGCUACGCAUCCUCAGAAGAAGAGGACAAACCUGCCAAUGAUUCAGUUUUUCAAGUAACUUACAAGAGUCCAGCCAAAGAUAAGAAAGAAGAGUUUAAUGAGGAGGAGAAUAAGGAAGUUUUUAUCAAAGACCACCCUAUGGAAAAUGAUUUUGAGACCCAGAAAUACUUUCUAUCUCCAGCCAAAAGCCAAGUGCAAAAAAGUCCAAAAUGUGUGGCCUACAAAUUCCACUUGGUGGUUAAGGCUGAUGGCACCCAGGAAACCAACAAUGGUUGCCGAAAAGUAAAAAUAACUACUUGCUCUGCUGCUUUAUCAAAGGACCCUUCCAUCAAAGGCAUGGAUCCAAAUUUAACUAACCAAAUCACUAAAAGGAAAAGAAUGGUCCUUAUAAAGGAGCGCAAAGCUGCCCAGACUUUAAGUGCCAUUCUUCUAGCUUUUAUCAUCACUUGGACUCCCUACAAUAUAAUGGUUUUGGUCUCCACAUUUUGCGCAGACUGCAUUCCCCUAACACUGUGGCACCUUGGAUAUUGGCUGUGCUAUGUGAACAGCACUGUUAACCCUAUCUGUUAUGCUCUCUGUAACAAAACUUUCAGAAAAACUUUUAAGAUGCUACUCUUCUGUCAAUGGAAAAAGAAAAAAAUGGAAGAGAAGUUGUACUGGCAGGGUAAUACCAAACUGCUAUAAUUGUAGUAGAUGAUGAGAGGAAAACAUAAAAAGUACGUAGUGACAUUGUCCACGCAUCGUAAAUUGGCUGCAGUUCUUUCUUUUCAAAGUUGUUGCUUUACAUGUCUGGGGACAAAAAUUCCUGCACAGAAAAGCCACAUUUUGCAUAAUGACAGUCUUGUGCAUGGG